Gossypium arboreum is the source of this 953-nucleotide messenger RNA. RefSeq lists its product as uncharacterized. Lineage: Eukaryota; Viridiplantae; Streptophyta; Magnoliopsida; Malvales; Malvaceae. Bases 131 to 697 code for a protein of 188 amino acids. The record is from RefSeq and is a predicted model, not a curated record. The transcript is spliced from 4 exons.
ACCCAAUUCAUCCAGCCACUUAGCCGAGCAAAUUUUCGAUUUCUUUUUCUUUUUCUUUUUCCUGAAUUGAGGAGAAAUCUACCGCUAGAAGAAAAGGGAAAAGCAGGCAGCAAACUAAAAAAGCGCAGACAUGUCGUUCAUGAAAGGAGAUUUGUUAACGAAAACAAGGAAACUCGUCAAUGGUUUAGCCAAACCUCAGCCUGUUUGGCUUAAAGCCAUGGAACAGGCUCCGCCGGCAACCUUUCCUCGUCCCGAUGGAAAACUUAAGGCAAUCAGCCUCCCAGAGGAUGUUUACAUUAAAAAGUUCUUCCAGAAAUAUCCGGUUGCGAAAGGUCAUGAUGCCAUCAAAAUAUCUGCUUAUGACCCUCCACCGGCACGUCUAUUUGGUUUGCGAGUACUUGAAUUGAAAGAGCAGGGAGUCACUGAGGAGGAAGCAAUGGCCGUAGCUGAUAUGGAAUAUCGGAAGGAGAAAAAGGAGAAGAAGAAAGCAUAUGCUCGUUUAAAACAAAUCGCCCGUCUUCAAGGAAAGAAACCUCCACCAAACCCAUACCCUAGUGCAAUCAAGGAGAGACAAGAGCUGGAGAGAAAGUUUGUCCGAGAACGUUUCUCCAGUCCAGAGAUAUUGAAAAUUGUUGAAAAAAUUAAAGAGGAGAGGCGAGUUGAGAGAUUCAAUGGAUCAGUCGGUGGUGGCUUUUGAGAUGACCCGUAUUUGGUGAAACAGUGCUGAUUAUUUUAACUUGAACUUCAUUUAGACCAUUGCUAUAGGUUUUUACUUUCUGAUUUCUGCUUAAAUUUGUUAUGUCAUUGGAUGUUUUGGACCAAGUUUUCUAAAUUGCUUGCAUCUGAUACAGGGUAAGAAAUUUUGUAGGAUUUUGAAAUAAUUGGGAUCCCAAUGCAACAUGUUUUUUUAAGAUGCCACCAAAUUGAUUAGAUAAUAAGAUUAUGCUACUAAA